Molecule: messenger RNA, 1206 nt
Organism: Didymodactylos carnosus
Lineage: Eukaryota; Metazoa; Rotifera; Eurotatoria; Philodinida; Philodinidae
Source: the annotation of a GenBank genome assembly
AUGUUACAGUUUAAUAGACGGUUAACAUUAAUUGUAACAAGCAGUAUUCUUUUUUGCGUAUUAUUUUUUUAUCGAACACUAACAUUCUCAUCAAUUCCCGAUGUUGAUUUUCACCAUAUGAUUUAUUUAUUAAAAUUAUAUCAAAAAUAUUCUCUAGAAAAUAAUCAUCAACAACAACAGCAACAAUUAGAAAUAAAACUUUUUCCAUGGUUUCGUAAUAGUUUAUAUGAAAUACAAAAUUUAACACAUAUUAAUAGUAAAGGUAUUGUUAUAUGUACAGGUAAUAAACAUUUUAAUCGAACACAAAUAGCAUUAGAAGGUUUAUUAUCUAUUCAAAAUCAAUUACCCAUUGAAAUUAUGUAUUCAAGUGAUGAAGAUCUUGAUCAUGAUUUACAACGUUUAUUAUUAGAACAAUUUCCAUUAAUAAAAUUAAUUGAUUUAUCGACUAUAUUUAAUGAUAAUUUAUUACAAUUACGUGGUUGGGAAAUAAAACCAUUUGCUAUUUUAGCAUCUAGUUUUCAUCAUAUUAUUUUAAUGGAUUCUGAUGUUUUCUUCUUACAAUUACCAGCAAAAUUAUUUCAAAAUCCUCUGUAUAUACAAAAUGGUGCAUUAUUUUUUUAUGAUCGUGUUAAUCUUAAUUCGAAUGAAUUAAAAUGGGUAAAAAGUUUACUUAUAGAUCAUUCUAUAACGGUUAAUAAUCGUACACAAGAAUCGGGCGUUGUUGUUAUGGAUAAAAUUCGUUCAUUGUAUGGUCUAUUAUUAACAUGUAAAUUAAAUGAAAAAUAUUUACGAGAAAAAUACACAUAUCGAUAUUUAUAUGGUGAUAAAGAUACGUAUUGGCUAUCAUUUAAAUUAAUUAAUCAAACAUAUGCAUUUUUACCAACAUAUACAGGAACUAUUGGAAAAAUAAGCCAUAAUAAUCGUAUUUGUGGACAUAUAUUACAUUUAGAUUUAAACUGGAAACCGUUAUGGUGGAAUGGGGCAUUUUACAAAAAUCCAUAUCGAUUAUUAAAUAUCCAAGGAUGGUUAGAAGAAGGAAUAUGGAAUCGAGCAUGUAUUACAAAUAAUAAACACAGAUAUAGAGAAUUUAAUGGUUAUCAACAUCGUUUAAUUGAUUCUUAUAAAAAUAUAACAAAAAAAUUUUUUAAACCACCAUCAUGGUUUUCAUGGAAAAAAUGGGCAGGCUUUAUUUUGCAGUCUUUUUAA